Molecule: messenger RNA, 1317 nt
Organism: Racocetra persica
Lineage: Eukaryota; Fungi; Glomeromycota; Glomeromycetes; Diversisporales; Gigasporaceae
Source: the annotation of a GenBank genome assembly
ACGACGAAGUGCUAGAUGAUAUUCUUGAACUAAUUGGAGACGAAGAGAACGAAAGGUUAAGCAGCUUACAACCUGAACCGUCUACUAGUAAUACAUACGCCCAUGAAGAAAAACGACCAACUAGAACCUCCAACCAAAAACGAAAAAGGUCCACCACACCACCCCGUCGUGGAGGAUACUCGGAAGAAGACGGUGAGGGCAACGAAAGACGAAGAGAUACCGAUGAGUUUGAUUCCGAGUUAUACCAUGAUGAGGAUGAUCGAGAUAGAUUAGAGAACCUUGUUGAGCUCGAUCGCGAAAGAAUAUUGGCUGAAAGAGCUGAAAAAAUACAACAUCAUAAAGAUUUGGAAGCUGUACAACUAAUGAUAAAUCUUGAAGAUGUUUCUUCAACAAGAAGAUCUUCUAGAACAAAAGACACAAAAAAGAAAGGUAUCGAAGAACUUAAACGUCGACGAGCACAAAAAAAUCAAAGUCAGAGAACAAAAGCUGGAUCACUGAGUCCGGAACCCGGGGAACAUAUUACAACUGGUGACGAAGAUGAUGUGUUUUAUGAAGAUGAUGAAAGAGGGGAACAAAAUAAGGAUGAUGAUUCCGAUGGUAUCACAGUUGAUGAUAUUAGAGAUAUACAAUUAACCAGACAUCAAUUCAGUGAUUGGGUUUAUAAGCCCUUCUUCGAGAAAAUUGUAACUGGUUGUUUCGUUCGUUUGCAUAUUGGAUUACAAAAUGGUAAACAAAUCUAUCGUGUUUGCGAGAUUGUAGGUGUUGAGGUACCAGAAAGGGUACAACCAUAUCUAAUAGAUGCGAACGAUAAGGUGAAGACUAAUAAAGUAUUACGUCUUAAACAUGCUGAUGCUGUAAAAAGUUGGCAAAUGAACAUUAUUUCGAACGGGAAGUUUGAACAGUCUGAGUUUGACCGUUGGACAGUUACCAUGAAAAUUAAAAAACUUGACUUGCCGACAAAAGAAGCAAUAGUAAAAAAGAAAGAACAGAUUAAAGGUGCUGAUGAAUAUAUUCUAUCAGAGCAAGAUGUUGACAUAAUGAUCAAGCAAAAACAAACCCUUCGUGGAGGGGUUGAGCCUCUAAAUUUAUUAACAGAGAAAACUAACUUGGUGACACAAAAACACUUGGCUGUAGCUCAGGGGAAUAUAACAGAUGCACAAAAUUAUGCCACACGCCUUGCUGAGAUAGAUAGGAUGAUUUCAGAAACUUCUCGUUCCCAAAAACAAGAUACGUGGGCUCGUGUUAACGAGCGAAAUCGAUUAAAAAAUUUGGAAGAUUCACGUAGAGCAGAAGAGGAGUCCAGAAAAAGCAGAAAAG